This is a messenger RNA of Prionailurus viverrinus (fishing cat), 1435 nucleotides long. RefSeq names its product chromosome unknown C1orf54 homolog (gene CUNH1orf54). The transcript has 8 exons. NCBI's taxonomy places the organism in Eukaryota, Metazoa, Chordata, Mammalia, Carnivora, Felidae. Bases 952 to 1350 code for a protein of 132 amino acids. The record is from RefSeq and is a predicted model, not a curated record.
GAGGAACGUUUAGGCAAAAGAGUACCAGGAUGGAAAAGUGAGGGGAUCUGGAAUAUUGUUUUUGAGAGACUAAUCAAAGUACAAAGAAAACAACUAUAGAAAUUGUUCGAAGAGAAUCGGGCUUCCUUUCCUUACUGGAAGUGAUUUAUGAGUUAAUGCAUAUGGGUACAUCCACAAGAAGCGUUUUACAUUUUUUUCCAGGAAAUUCUAGAAAGGAGCUGAAGGAAUAGAUUGUAUAGAUUUACAUGGAAAAUCAUCAUCAUCAAGCAAAUCCUCCCCCGCAAAAGGUUAAGAUGGUGGAAACAUGCUGGCCAGUGCUCAAAACUCCAGUGUGUCUUGCUUCUGAAGCUAGCAGGCCGAGUCAGGAGAAGAGAUACGAGAAUACAAGUCUUCUCAUCUCUCCUUUGAGCUAUUCGCACAGCAUUUCUAAGUGCUAAGAGCAAACACCAAACCUCUCUUGUCCACAGGUGGUUCCACAGAGACUUUCACAGUGCCUGGCUUGUAGUAGAUGUUAAAUAGAUAUCUAUUAACUUCCUUUUAAACAACAUAACUAUUCUUAUUCCCUCGCCAGUGACCUCUGAAUUGCCUAUCAGAUUGGGCCUAGCAUAUAUGUUACUAAAUGCUUCUGAGUUGAACUGAAUGAAAAUGGGAAAUAUAAAAGCAGAGAGAAGGGCGAGAUGAACUCUAUCCCUGUGGAUAGAAUGAAGGGGGCAUAGCAAGUGGGGAGGGGGGGCAUCUAUUCGAGGAAAGAGGCUGUUUCCUCCCUUCUUCCAUCCUGUAUCCAGAAAGUGGAGAAAGACAUGAAGUGAGAGUCCAAGACAGGCAGAAGAGAGGACAUUUUUUCAGUCUAGAAAAAAGUGCUCAUCGGUUCCUCUAAAAUUUUGACUGUGAAGAAAGAGAUUGUGAAUAAGCCUGGACUCUAGAUAGUGAUGCAAUAGUGCAGAAUCCAGAAUGGAUGUCCUCUUUGUAGCCAUCCUUGCUGUGCCACUUAUCUUGGGACAAGAAUAUGGGGAUGAAGAAGGACUAGAAGAGGAUGAUUAUUAUCAGGUGGUCUAUUAUUAUACAGUCACCCCCAAUUAUGAUGACUUUGGUGCAAAUUUCACUGUUGAUUACUCCAUAUUUGAAUCAGAAGACAGACUGAACAGGUUGGAUAAAGAGGUAAGGGAAGGAGCGGAAACUACUACCAUUAGUCACAAAACAGAACUUACAGACCAUCAGGAGCCUGAAACAUUGAAACCAAUGACAAUGGAACCAAGUCCAGAUCUGAACGAUGCUGUAUCCAGUCUGCAGAGUCCUGUUCCCCUCCUCCUGUCCUGGGCCCUCGUUCAGGGGGGGAUGUAUUUCAUGUAGAAGGAAAAAGAAAGCUGCUACAAAUCUUCGGAUGGGGAUUUGGGAAGAGGAAUUUGGAAGAUAAAUAAAGGAAAUAAUCUGGUUA